AUGCACCGCCGCGUCAGCGCCCUUCGCGAGGGCGUCGUCGAGGACGACGACGACGACGCGGCCCCGCGACCGCCCCUCCCAGGGAGCGUCCUGGAGGCGAUUGGGGAGGCCGUGGGGCCGUCCGCGGAGGGCCGUCGCGGCGGCGCCGAGGCCCCGCGCCAGGAGGACGUCCUCCUCGCCACGCCGUACCUCCUGCGGCCGCUCUUGACGGUCUACGCGGGGUGUCUGCCACGACGCGAGGCGGAGUUUGGCGGGCGGCUCGAUGAGGGGGUGUUCUGGGCCGCGCGUCAGCCCCUUUCGCCGACCGUGGAAACCGUGGAAGGGUCGCCCGCCUCCUCCUCCGCUUCGUCGCUCGCUUCCACGCGGCCUCGGCCGUCCUCGGGGGCCUUCUGGAAGAACCCUUUGAGCGAUGAAGAGGUCUACGCCGUGCUGAAAAAACGGGGGAUCCCGACGAUGCCGCGCCACUCCACCCGCGUAACGGUGCUGAUCGAGCAUAACGAGAUGGAGCCGGUGGAUCUCCUCCUCCUCGCCGAGAUCAACACCGCGCGGAAGGAAGGGGUGACGAGCGCCAACAAGGCGUAUAGUGGGGUGCAGGAUACCACGGGAGGUCCGAAAAUGCCUCGCAUUUACUGUCUAAUAGUGGAUGGGGGGGAGUGCUAG
Messenger RNA from Phytomonas sp. EM1, 660 nucleotides. The record is from the annotation of a GenBank genome assembly. NCBI's taxonomy places the organism in Eukaryota, Euglenozoa, Kinetoplastea, Trypanosomatida, Trypanosomatidae.